This is a messenger RNA of Cryphonectria parasitica EP155, 183 nucleotides long. RefSeq names its product nucleolar RNA-binding protein Nop10p. Gene Ontology annotation, molecular function: telomerase RNA binding; box H/ACA snoRNA binding. The transcript has a single exon. Gene Ontology annotation, cellular component: box H/ACA snoRNP complex; box H/ACA telomerase RNP complex. Lineage: Eukaryota; Fungi; Ascomycota; Sordariomycetes; Diaporthales; Cryphonectriaceae. The record is from RefSeq and is a predicted model, not a curated record. Bases 1 to 183 code for a protein of 60 amino acids. Gene Ontology annotation, biological process: rRNA pseudouridine synthesis; snRNA pseudouridine synthesis; ribosome biogenesis.
AUGCAUCUCAUGUGCAACGUCGACGGCUCGGGCAAGCGGGUCUACACCCUCAAGAAGGUCCUCGAGGGCAAGGUGACAAAGUCGGCGCACCCCGCCCGCUUCUCUCCUGACGACAAGUGGUCCAAGCAUAGGGUCCUGCUCAGGAAGAGGUUUAACAGGCUUCCCUCGGCCAAAGGUGGGUGA